GUAUGACAGCUUUGGCUUCGAAGGCUCUCGAAGAUCACAACAUCAGCUGUGUGUAUAAAUUUUGCUCCAAUUCGAAUUCCCAGACACACUCUUAUAUCGUCAAAUCGUUUUCUUUCAUUUCUCUCUUAUCUCUGAUUUGGAGCUUCGGAUUAUAUAUAGAAAUCCGAUCGGCGAUUCGAGCCGCAGUGUUAAGUCUCGAAAUUCGGAUCGGCGACUACUGCGUCCGAUUGAAAGUUCGUUGUUCUUUUAAGAGUUCGUAUUUGUUCUUCAUUUGAUUUUACUCAAUUUAGCUUUGAUUUUAGGUGAGUUGGUUUGUGAUGAUUUUUAUGUGCGUCUGAUUUUGAAUUGUGUGUGUUGAUUUGAAUUUGCUUAGGAUGUGAUUUGAUUGAGCUUCUUGAUUGCUUGCUUUUUGGCUGAGGAUUGUGGAUUUGAUUUUGUUGAUGAUGAUUGUGAUUUGGUUUGUUUGUGUAUUUUCUGAAAGAAUUGAGGUGCCGCAAUGGCUUGGUUAGGUGGUUAUAGGUAGAAAAUGGUGUCUGUACUGAUGAACAGUAGCUCCUUCUGAUUUAAUUUAGCUGCUGAGAUGAUAUGCUAGUGUUAGUAGUGUAGCAGCUUGUGUCUGUUUUGGAAUUUCGGUUAGCAGGUUGAGCUCGAGUCUCAUGGUAUGAUCUCGAUCUGAAGUUCGUGUGAGAGAAAUGGUGAGAGAGGACUGCGCUUUCUGAAUUUUUAGCUUUGAAUCAUGCUGCAUGUGAGUGCUGGUGAUUUGUUAUGGUUAUCUGUCGAUUCUAUCCUAGGUGAUUAUGCUUGAGAAAGCAAUUGGUUUUGGUCAGUGGAGAUUUAUAGAGGAAGGAGAAACCAGGUACUUUUCUCUGUUGGUUUUAACUAGGGAUGUCCCAAUUUGCAUCUGAGGCUCCAGUUUCCAUGCAGCAUGGAAUGUGUCUGCGGUAUACCGACACAUUUAGGGAAGCAGGGGUGCUUUAUCAAUUUUGGUCCUUCAAGGUUCAUUGCAUUGAAAGAGGUGAUUGUUCCUCUAGUUAUUUAUACUGUAUGCUCCAGGUGUGUUCAAAUAUGGAUGAGCGAGGGUUUCUGUACGGCAGUAUUUUGCAGGAUGAUCCUAGCUGUAGUGCGAGUGAAAUUGCCAACUCAUAGAGGUGAUUGUUUCUCAUGGUUCUGAUGAUUGAAGAUAUUAGAAGUAAAAAGAAAAAUGAAAAAUAAAACUGUUUUUCAUGUUGCCACCCAUGUCUGCUGAAAACCUCACUUUAAACUUUCCUUAUCUGAGAUCUUGUUGGUGAAACAGUAUCAUUUGGAUUGUCUCGUCUGCACCCUCAUGGCCUCGUGCAAUAUUGAUUAGGACCCAUCCUCAUCUGUUUCCUUGUCUUUUGAAGUCCCAGUGAAUGAAUGAUUAUAAGGUUUCAUGGGUUUCCUCUUGGGUUACGAGUUUGCAUGCUCGUACUUGGAAUAAAUCUCUGAUCCUUAUUUACUUUCAUCCACCAAGUUGUUUCUAAAAGCCAUCAAAUUGUAACUAAAAUAAGUUCUGGAAACCCAUCAAGUUUUAGUGUUACUCGGCAUUCAGUGGUUCUUGAGGGGAGUCAUCUACUAUCAUGGAAUAUAGCUGUUUAAGUCUUUGUCUAUUGGGUGAGUUCAGUACUCGGUGGUGACGUGAUGCAGAACAUUCAAUUGAGGACUUGAGGUUGGGACUUCAGUUCGGUGUGCCCAGUAUAGUUGGACUUGGUUCCAGAUUCGAGAAAUCAAGUGAUGCAAUGUUAUUUCUUACUUUAAACAGAUGGAAGCUCUGGAGAUCCUGAAUGCUGCAUUGUAGUUAUUGUUUGGGUUCUUAUAGAACUACUUGUUUUGAUGAAUCCUCCUCUUGGAGUAAUGCUGAUUGGAGCUGUUCAACCUUGGUUGGAUUUUGUUGUUGCUGAUUGCAAUAGUCUUCAGCAGUAUAGAAGCAAGCAGUGUCAUGGGGUGUUUGCUGACUGGCAGCUAUCCCUGAGGUGUUUAACAAGUGUUCCUAAAUGUGUUUACACAUGCAGGUGCUUUAACCUUUUUGCCAGCUUAUAAACAUUGUCAUACAUUUGGAGAAGGCAAAUCAUGGCCACAGAGAUAGUGAUGGAGAAUUUCCACUCUUAUCCAUCAAAUGGGAAGUGCAUGGUCACAAUAGAGGCAAAGGCCAAUGAAAAGUCCAAGUCUUUAGACAGAGGACUUGGAGACUUCGGAUGUUCACAUUAUAGACGAAGGUGCCGCAUUAGGGCUCCUUGUUGCAAUGAAAUUGUUGAUUGUCGCCAUUGCCAUAAUGAAGCAAAGAAUAAUAUUAAUGUUGAUCCAAAGCUUAGACAUGACAUACCGCGCCAUCAAGUCAAACAUGUGAUAUGUUCACUUUGCAACACCGAGCAAGAGGUUCAACAAGUCUGUGUCAACUGUGGUGUAUGUAUGGGCAAAUAUUUCUGUGAGACAUGCAAGCUAUUUGAUGACGAUAUAUCCAAGAGACAGUACCAUUGCCAUGGAUGUGGAAUCUGCAGAAUUGGGGGAGCUGAUAAUUUCUUUCACUGCAAUAAAUGUGGCUGCUGCUACUCAAUUCUGCUGAAAAACAGUCACCCUUGUGUGGAAGGAGCAAUGCAUCAUGACUGCCCUGUUUGCUUUGAGUUCUUAUUCGACUCAAGAAAUGAUGUUACGGUGAUGCCGUGUGGACAUACCAUUCACAAGCAUUGUCUGAAAGAGAUGAGAGACCAUAUGCAGUACGCAUGCCCUCUUUGCUCCAAGUCAGUCUGUGAUAUGUCCAAGGUAUGGGAGAAAUACGACAUGGAGAUCGCAGCUACGCCGAUGCCCGAACCAUAUCAGAAUAAAUUGGUUCCAAUUUUGUGCAAUGAUUGCGGGAAGAGCUCAGAAGUGCAGUUCCAUAUUGUGGCUCAGAAAUGCUCAAGCUGCAAAUCUUACAACACUCGCCAAACAAGAGGCUGAAGAAAGUGGCUAUCGUUGCACCACAUCUGGCGAAGGCCUUCAUCAAAUUGGGUUCGUUAAUCAUUGCACAUCUGCAAUGGCUUUGGCUGUAACUGCAGCAGCAUCUGUGCGCUCGCAAUACUCAGCGGAGGAGCUUGGGCUCUAUAAUGUCUGUUGUAAUGUUGUAUUUUCUUGUUUACUUAUCCUUGUAAUUGUCUCUCGUCCCAUCAUGUUUGUCUCAUUGCGUUUUAUUUGAAAUUGUCCUCCAUGCAUCUGGAUUAGAUAUGUUGAUAUUGAUUUUCAUCUGGUUAUGGCACCAGCAAAACAAAAUGUGAAAUG
This is a messenger RNA of Fragaria vesca subsp. vesca, 3273 nucleotides long. RefSeq names its product RING finger and CHY zinc finger domain-containing protein 1-like. Gene Ontology annotation, cellular component: nucleus. Bases 2089 to 2955 code for a protein of 288 amino acids. The transcript is spliced from 11 exons. Gene Ontology annotation, biological process: ubiquitin-dependent protein catabolic process; protein ubiquitination. The record is from RefSeq and is a predicted model, not a curated record. Gene Ontology annotation, molecular function: ubiquitin protein ligase activity; zinc ion binding. Lineage: Eukaryota; Viridiplantae; Streptophyta; Magnoliopsida; Rosales; Rosaceae.